AUGACUACCACUACCACGACUACUGCUCCGGCCAGUCCCUCGACUGCACGCCUGCCUGUGCAGAACGAUGCCGCACCCGGCCCGGGUCCUAAAUCGCAGAAACAAAUGACCAAGGCCGAACGCCGGGAACUGCAGGAGAAACAGCGCGCGGCCAAGGCUGCUGCCAAAGCCGACGGCCCGGCUCCGGCCAAAGGCGCCGCCAAGAAAGACGGCGCGGGCAAGAAGGAGGGAGGAAGCAAGCGGGAGGCGGCGAGGAGAGAAGGCGCCUCGACGCCGAGCGGUCCAUCGGCCGCGAAGGACAAGGCGACCGCCGCUGCCGUGGCCCAGGAUCCGGGCGCGCGCGGUCUCAGGAUAUUCUCCCACUUCGCACUUCAGCGUCCGACGACGAGUACCGCGAAAGGCGACGUCCAUCCCGCGAUCGUUCGCCUCGGUCUGCUAUUCGCAUCUUUCCGCAUCUCGGGCGCCAACGCCCGAUGCAUCGCGACUCUCUCUGCGUUCAAGGAUGUCAUCCAGGACUACUCUACGCCACCAAACCAGACUCUGGCUAGGCAUCUCACAACCCACUUGUCUGUUCAGAUAUCUCACCUCGUUGCUGCGAGACCCAUGUCUGUCACGAUGGGCAAUGCCAUCCGGCAGCUCAAGCUCGAGAUCAGCGGUUCAGACAUUGAUCUUCCAGAGCAAGACGCGAAGGACGCUCUCUGUCAAAAGAUCGACGACUAUAUUCGUGACCGCAUUGUCUUCGCCGACCAGGUCAUUCAGGAGACCGCGACGAAGAAGAUCCAGAAGAACGACGUGAUUCUCACGUAUGCUCGGUCUUCCGUCGUGGAGAAGGUGCUGCUGCAGGCGUGGGAGGACGGUACUCCCUUCUCCGUCAUCGUCGUCGACUCGCGGCCAAUGUUGGAAGGCAAGCGCCUACUAUCUGUACUGAGUCGGGCCGGUAUACCUUGUACCUACCUGCUCUUACCCGCCCUCGGGUCCAUCAUCGCCGAAGUAUCGACCGUCUUCCUCGGCGCACACUCGAUCCACUCCAACGGCGCCGUCUACUCUCGUGCGGGCACUGCGCUUGUCGCUAUGAUGGCAAAACAACACUCCAUACCAGUCGUCAUCUGUUGCGAAACGUACAAGUUCUCGGAGAACGUGCAGCUCGACAGCUUUACCAAAAACGAGCUGGCGCCGACGGCUAUCUUCCCACCUCUCGCGCCCAACAAACAUCCGGGUUCUCAACCGGUACAGAGUGGCCAGCAUCUCGAGAUCCUUAAUCCGCUGUACGACCUGACCCCACCUGCAAGUAUCACCGCCGUCGUCACCGAAGUCGGUGUCAUCCCUCCGGACUCUAUUAGCUCAAUACCUCUCGCUCUCGGAAGGACCAUGAUUUGA
Messenger RNA from Peniophora sp. CBMAI 1063, 1377 nucleotides. The record is from the annotation of a GenBank genome assembly. Lineage: Eukaryota; Fungi; Basidiomycota; Agaricomycetes; Russulales; Peniophoraceae.